Hirsutella rhossiliensis is the source of this 1287-nucleotide messenger RNA. RefSeq names its product small acidic protein family domain-containing protein. The coding region runs from base 1 to 1287 and encodes 428 amino acids. The record is from RefSeq and is a predicted model, not a curated record. The transcript has 3 exons. NCBI's taxonomy places the organism in Eukaryota, Fungi, Ascomycota, Sordariomycetes, Hypocreales, Ophiocordycipitaceae.
AUGUCGGACCAAGCAGCACCCGCGGCUCCCCCCAAUGCCGAACAGGAGCGACUGGCAAAAGAGGCCAAGGCCAAGCGCAAGGCCAACGCCCGCCAGAAGCGAGCCGAUGAACGAAAGGCCAAGCGUCACGUCAAGGCCCAGGCCAAGCGCGAGCGAAAGCUAAACGUCACGCGCAGCGGCAAGUGGACUGACGAGCGCAGGGCCGAGAUGAAGGCCAAGAAGAUGGCCAAUCGGCCCCAAAAGAUGGAGAGGAAGCGUCAGCGCCUGCUGGCCCGCAAGAAGAAGCUGGAGAUCCAGGCUCACAAGCUCCUGGCCGAUGCCAAGAAGGCGGGUGAGCUGUACGAGGCCAUGACCAGGCUCAAACAGACCGAGGAGGCCGAGAAGAAAGCUUCCGAUGCCAAGAGCUACGAUCUCUUGAUUGACGACAGCAGCGACGCCGCUUCCGUUGCCUCAUCCUCGGACUCAUCCUCGGACUCUUCCUCGGAUAGUGACGGCGGUGCCCCCGUCCCCGCUACACCUGCUCCUGCGGCACCCGCAGAUGAGAUUGCCCUCAAGCGACGCCGAGAAAGUGACGCUUCCUCUGCUCGCAAUGCGGCGUCCGCUCCCUCGUCAGCGGCCAAACCCAAAGCGGGUGAAGACCCCAAGCCCAAGAAAGACGGCAAGGUGAAGUCGCUGUCUGAGAAUGCCGAGGCGGAGCCAAAGAAGGAAAAGAAGCCAAAGGCUAAGAAGGUCAAGUCUGAGGAGACCGAGGCAAAGGACGCUGAUGGAGACGUCGAAAUGACCGAGACCAAACCCGAAUCUUCCUCCAAGACUGCCAAAGUCCAAAUCAAGGAGGAGCACGAAAAGGAGAAGUCUUCCAAGGCGUCCAAGGGUAAACGGAAGCGUGACGGUACUUCCGAAGAGACUGGAAACGUUGAGGAACCCGUCGCCAAAAAGGACAAGAAAGAGAGGAAGGAAAAAAAGGAAAAGAAAGACAAGAAGGAGAAGAAAGACAAGACCAAGGGCAAAAAGGAAGCAGAGGAUGUAGCCAACGGCGAAGCGCCCGCACCCAACGAGGCUGAGAAGUGGAACGUCGGUGAGCUGGAGGGAGGGUCUGCCCGGCAGGACAAAUUCUUGCGCUUGCUCGGAGGCAAAAAAUCAGGUGUUGCUGCGCCGGGCAAGUCGGACCACAAGACCACAGAGAAGUCGACGUCCACCAAGGCCGAAGCGGACAUUCAACGUCAAUUCGAGGCGGGCAUGAAGAUGAAGUCCGAGGGAACUGGCCAGCGACGCGGUCUCGGUGCCUAG